This is a messenger RNA of Anopheles maculipalpis, 1465 nucleotides long. RefSeq names its product polycomb group protein Pc (gene Pc). The record is from RefSeq and is a predicted model, not a curated record. NCBI's taxonomy places the organism in Eukaryota, Metazoa, Arthropoda, Insecta, Diptera, Culicidae. The transcript has 2 exons. The coding region runs from base 8 to 1465 and encodes 485 amino acids.
CAUAAAAAUGGAGAACGGAUCCGACGAUCGUGUGUAUGCAGCGGAGAAGAUAAUGAAAAAGCGCGUCCGAGGGGGCAAAGCUGAGUAUCACGUGAAAUGGAAAGGUUGGAGCCAGCGCCACAAUACCUGGGAACCGGAGGAAAACAUCCUCGACCAGCGUCUGAUCGAGAUGUACGAAAAGUCGAUCCGCGGUUCCUCGACACCGAAGCGCAAACGGAAAGCCGUCAUCGAGGAUUCGGACGACGAUGAGGAGCCGUCCAGUACGAUGGGUGGUGGUGCUGGUCCAUGUGACCCACCUCCACCGAAGAAAGAAGAUCGCAAAGAUGCCUCGAACGCUGGUCGAAAAGAGCAUCAAGGUGGAUCGAAGAAGGAAAAAGAUGGCGGAUCGAGUGCCGUUUCCAGUUCGACCAGUUCCAACGCUAAGGAAGGCUCGAAGCGCAACAGUUCGACCAGCCCGUCGACGAAAGAAAAAUCGUCUACACCGACACCGGCGGUAGUUGUCGGUGCGGAGCGGAAUGGGAACGCUUCACCUACCGUAACCGGUACGGUUCCGACCGGUAGCGUAUCACAGUCGCUGUCCAGUUUGAAGAUCUCGAUAGCGAGCGAUCGUGACGAGCCCGAAAUGAUGGACACCAACUCCAACUCGAGCGAUGAUCAACCGCUCAGCCACAAGGAUGUGAUCGGCACGAACCGUAAGGUAGAAGUGCUGUCCAAGGGUGGGAAGGUUGGUGUGACGAUUAAAACAUCCUCCGGGCCGGGUGACGAAUCGCCCGGCAGUCUGCUGAAGGUGCAACGGCACGAGGUAAGCUCACUGGCCGGCGCGGGCCCGGCAGUGGCCGGAUCUACCGUUACACCGAUCAGCAGCACCACGUACAGCGAUCUGAAAGCGGUCGCACCGCUCUCACCCGAUACACCCGCAUCCCGGCCCGAAUCCAACAUUCCACCGCCGGCCGAAGCUAAUGUGCUCCCCGGAGGAGGAGCGGCAGCAGUUGUCGCGGCGGGUGGAGGAUUGCCGGCCGGACGCGAGGAAGCGAACCCCCCGCUGGAAGGACAGGUCGCCGGGCUGCAGGCACAGCAGCAGCAGCAGCAUCAGGAUGCAGGGAACGCGCGGCUGCACAACGACGCAUUUCCGCUGACCACCAACGGUAACGGCAACACUAACAACAACAACAACACCAUUAACCACAAUAACAAUAAUAGUAUCAACAAACAUGUCAGCACUCUAACUCUUUCGCCGCGGGCGGCCCCACCCCGUCUCUGGCUUCCGAAGGCGCAAGCGACCAACCAGGUGUUUAUCACGGACGUGACGGUUAACCUGGAGACGGUUACCAUACGGGAGUGCAAGACGGAGGAGGGCUUCUUCAAGAUGCGCGACAUGCAGCAACAACAGGAACAACAACAGCAACACCAAUUCCAGCAGCAGCAACAACAUCAACCACGAGUCGGUGAUCUUCUAAGCAAUUAA